Hyaloperonospora brassicae is the source of this 1152-nucleotide messenger RNA. The record is from the annotation of a GenBank genome assembly. Lineage: Eukaryota; Oomycota; Peronosporomycetes; Peronosporales; Peronosporaceae.
AUGAAGACGACGGCAACGGCCACGUCAGCGAGACACGAGGCACCGACCGCGAGACAUGAGGCGUCGGCCUCGUGGUCACUGCAGCCCGUGCGCUUCAUGCAACUGGCGCUCGCGACUGCUGUGUUCCUCUCCCUGUCGUACAUAUGGCAGUUCACGAUGGAGGCGGUCCGGACCCCAUCACCGACUGCUCGUGAGUCGACGAACGCCCACACUUUGGCGGCACAGGCGGCAGAUGGGGUCCUGACCGUCCAACGCGACCGUUCGCACGCCCAUACGUACUAUGUGGUGCGCGGGUUCGAAGAGGCGCACCGACUCGUGCGCGAGUACGACGUCGAGACGCAAGGGCCGCUGUUCCUGCUGUUCGUGAGCGACACGAGUGCCAAUGGCUCGUACUGGUUCCGCCCGUGUCAAAUGGUCAAAGACGCCGUGUACAAGGGCUUCGAGCGGGCCCCUCGUCGCUCGCGAUUGGCUGAAAUUCGAGUUGGCUCGGAGAGCUACUGGAACAACCUGAUGAACCCAUUUCGGCAGAACCAGCUGUUCUACAUUGACUACUUGCCGACUUUGAUGCGGUAUGACGGAGGCGGCAAUUCGUCGGCGUUGCUUGCAGGCCCUAAUUGCCUGAAUCCAGACUUGCUGGACGUGGUGUUUCGAGUGAGCAAACCCGUGGCAGGCGCGCCGCACCGCAACCGCGUGGUGCACUGCACCACCGCGAAGCAAGUGAGGGACUACCUUGCUCUCUACGACUACAGCUACCCGCUGUUUUUGUUUUUCGUCUCGGGCGUCCACGCUUUCAACAGCCGACUGUGGUGUCCGUUCUGCGACAAAGCAGAAGUGCCGGUGAUGCACUUUUUCAACUAUACGGCGCCCGACACGGCCGUGAUGCUGCGCAUUGUCGUUGCGAGCACGCCGCACCAGUGGUUUGAGGAAGACAAUGACUUUGUCGGCCCCGAGUUCAGCAGCGAAGUUCUCGUGUUUGACGGCGUGCCCUAUCUGGGCAUUGUCGACAGAAACCGGACGAGCAACAAGGUCAUGAUGCGGGAGUUUGUGGCCGGCGUCGACCAGCACGACAAGUUGCAAGCAUUUUUCCGACAGAAGGCGCCGGGGGCAUCGGUCGUCCCUACAGCCACACCACGUCUUCUGCAAGACAGAUAG